AGAAAACCCACUGGCCGCCUAUUUCAAGCGUCCGUCCUCUAAUGGCCAAGGUCGCCGACGCCGGGGCCUUUCGUGUGACGCGCAACCGCGUCGCGUGGCUCGUCAGCCUCGCGUCGCUCAUCAACCUCUCGUCCACACCGCUCUCUGCAUACAUCUCCGAGUCGUUUCCUUGGACGCUUCGUCCCAGCUUCCCCGAGACCGUCUUUGAGAGCGACUCGGACGCCAACCUCACGCGUCGCCUCCAACGUCUCUACAACAGCAGCACGCUGCCAUUGGGUGCAACGUACGUCGUUGACGGUAGCACGCUCGCCCAGGUCGGACGCCAGACGCUUCACCUCGGUAUGGAAGCGAAUCUCACGCUGGACAAAUGCAUCUCGACCUAUCUCUUGGGGCUCCCAGGACUGAUCUUUUACCGGCCAAAACAGCUCCAGCUCGUGUGCACCAUUCUAUCCGCGUCCAAUUCGUCUACGGUGCUCGACUGGGCUGGCGCGUGCACCGUCGAUGUCAUCUGCGCGAUCCCGUACGGCCGGAGCUGUCUCUGGCUCACGCCGGGUGACGAUAUUCACAACACGAGUGACGCGCAGGUCGUAACCCUGACAUACGCUUCCUUGCCACGGCCGUGGGUCUCGUGGGCCUGGAUCAAGCUCGUGUACCGACUUGCGACGACGCUGCUAGUGUGGCACCGCCUCUGGCAUCGGUACUAUGUGCAUGUCCUGGCACUCGAAGCCACGGUCAGGAGGUGCGGCCACCGCCACAAGCCGGGCGCUUGGACGUACGAAGUGCUCGCGGGCGACCCAACAGCCAUCGUGCUCCUCGACCCGUGGAUCGCGUCGGCCUUCUACAUUGACGUGUGGCUCAGCGUCACCAACCUCGCCAUGGCCGUCAUCCAGCAAAUGCAGUCGGCCAAUUUUUACAUCAAAGUGCUCAGCGCCACCUACCUCUCGCGCACGGUCUGGUUCGCGUACUGGAGCCUCUGCCUCGUCUCUCGACUGCUCAAGCGCUACGCGAUCGAGCACAAAUUUUCCGAGGUCGACCCAACGCUCCUCGCGAUCGCGGUGAGCGUCUACGGGCCUGUCCUCACGUCGCUCAACGGCCAAGUGCCGUUCAUGGUGGCGUUCUACCAGUGGUCUUUUGCAUACUUUUUGCCGGUCAGCGCCCAAGACGACCAGGUCGAAGUGUCGUUGGCGAUCUUGGUCUACACACUCAACAUUGCGAUCUUGCCCGUGCUCUACGGGUUUUGCGCCCCGCUACUCCGCCACUGUUGCUGUCGGGCGUCUCGUCGGCCCAACUACAGCAGCUAUACGUACAGCAACUUCAAGAGCCGACUGGUCUUUGACUGCUUCCGGCUCAUUCCACCGGGGGCCACCGCACUCGGCGGCAACGUCCACCAAGCCAUUGAGCGCGAUCCGCACCUCAAGCGCUGCCCGACGAUCAGCUUGCGCGCUACAGACUGCUUCCUCACUGUCUACUGCAAUGGCCAACGCCAAGAGACGCUGCGACUGAGCUUGCUCUGCUGCAUGGACACACAGAGCAUCGGUGACGCCAGCACCGCGUCCUCGUUCCCGUUCAACGUUCUGACACUGCCUCCGCAAGCGGCGCUGCUCGUUCCUCAAACGACACAACCACUCGUCUACGAGAUCCAGCGACCGAACGAGCCGUCUGCGUGGUGUCUCUAGCCUACUAGACAUGUUGUGCACAUGUACAGUACAAUUUUUGGU
Molecule: messenger RNA, 1718 nt
Organism: Saprolegnia diclina VS20
Lineage: Eukaryota; Oomycota; Saprolegniomycetes; Saprolegniales; Saprolegniaceae
Exons: 4
Coding region: 42-1676 (544 amino acids)
Source: RefSeq, a predicted model, not a curated record